GGCUGUGAGUUCCUCAGAACCAGUACUGAUUGGAGCUGCCCUCAGGGAAGCUGAGCUGGAUAGACAUGAGCUCACUGUUCCUCCUCUUGCUUAACAGACCUUAACCCGAAGUCUGACCACUUUCUGUUGCAAUCCUCCUAUGUCCCAGCUGGAGAGAAUCCGGGGCUGGAACCACUGCAUGUUGAUGGUUUUGUUUUCUCUUUGCGCUGUUCGCAAUGUUGUCUUUAAGGGAACCGGAUACAACAGCAGCUGUUUUCUUGGUCAUCUUUGCCUGAGGAGCUGCAUCAAGCCUGGAGCUUUAUUCACAGUGACAGCCCCUAAGGAACUAUACAGGGUAGACCGCAGCAGCCAUGUGGCCCUGGAGCGUGAUUUUGACACUGGAGAUCACGUGGUACUUGAAGCAAUAAAAGCCAGUUGCAAAAGGUGGAAAAUGAGACUGUCCUCCAGCAGGGAAAGAGCUACUUUGUUGGAGGAGCAGCUGCCGGGGAAGGCGCUGUUCCACAUCCCCCGAGUCCGAGUCCAAAUGAAGGGUGACGGGCAGUAUCGCUGCCUCAUUGUUUGCAGCAUCUCCUGAUACUACAGGUACCUGACUCUGAAAGUCAAGGGCGUUAAGUACAGAGCUCUACAGGAAUCAGGAAAGAAAGCCUUUCUCUUCUUUUUGUGUUCCAGCUUCUUCCAAGAAAAUAGAUGCGUCAUAAAGUUCCUGGAGACAAAUGAGGUGGCACUCACGCACCAGGCUGGAGGUUAUGCCCUGGCAGAAGUGGCCGGGUUGAAUGAGUAUUGCUACCAGCACCAGUCGCAAGGCCACCACAAAAUACCAAACACCAAAGUUAAAGGAAAGGUUUUUUGUCGGGUCACUAGCGUUCUGCAUCUGAAACCUGGCAGAAACUCCAGCUGUGUGUUCUGGAAUGCAGGCAUGAAGGAACUUACUUUAGCCACCACUGACCCUUCAAGUAAGAGCAACCUCCCUCUCCCCAGCUCUGGAGAGCAGAGGGUAGGCUGGAAAAAGAUGCCACACUCUCAUAAAGCACCUGAAGAGUGUAUAGUAAAAGGGCUGCUUGGGAGGUGUAAUCAGAAUAUGGAGGAACUACCAAAGGGAGUGAGACACUGGGGUGUAAACACUGGGGGAGAAGUUUCCAGCAUUAGAGAGGUUCCUGCCUGCGCCGCGGCUCACUAGGCUAAUCCUCCGCCUUGCGGCGCUGGCACACUGGGUUCUAGUCCCGGUCGGGGCGCCGGAUUCUGUCCCGGUUGCCCCUCUUCCAGGCCAGCUCUCUGCUGUGGCCCGGAAGUGCAGUGGAGGAUGGCCCAAGUGCUUGGGCGCUGCACCCCUUGGGAGACCAGGAUAAGCCUAGCUCCUGCCAUCGGAUCAGCGCGGUGCACCGGCUGCAGCGCGCCGGCUGCGGCAGCCAUUAGAGGGUGAACCAAUGGCAAAGGAAGACCUUUCUCUCUGUCUCUCACACUGUCCACUCUGCCUGUAAAAAAAAAAAAAAAAAGAGAGAGGUUCCUGGACUAGUCCAGGAGAGCAACAGUAGGGAAAGCACAGGGCCGGCACUGGCAUAGGGGGUAAAGCUGCCUCCUGUGGUGCUGGCUUCCCAUAUGGGCGCCUGUUCUGGUCCUGACUGCUCCACUUCCGAUCCAGCUCUGUGCUAUGGCCUGGGAAAGCAGUGGAGGAUGGCCCUCUGUGUGGGAGACCCAGAAGAGGCUCCUGGCUCCUGGCUUCAGAUCAGCACAGCUCCAGCCCUGCGGCCAACUGAGGAGUGAACCAGCAGAUGGAAGACCUUUCUCUCUCUCUGUGUAACUCUGACUUUCAAAUAAAUGAAUAAAUAAACCUUAAAAAAGAAAAGAAAAGAAAGCACCCUUAAGAGCUGUGGUCCUAGCUGCUGACUGCAGCAACUGCAAAGCCUGGAAGCUGAGUGAGCCCCCAACUACAUCCCCUUACCACCCUUUAAUCUCCAAGAUGCCUCUUCUUGGCUGAACCCAGCUGGAAGUCAGAGAGCAAGGGAGUCCACUGAAGCAUAAAGGUUGAAUUGUCAGGGCUCAGAGUGGAGUGCUGAAGUGUGGAGAAUGGAUCUGGAGAAGCAGGAAAUUUCCAGCAAAAGAGCCAAUCUUGGUGAUUCAUGAACAGCGCCUCAGUCAGGGUGCACAUUAGUUUGCUUGCUUUGCUACCGUUGACUGCUUAUGGGGUACUGCCAGGAAAGCUUGUAUCACAGAAUCCUUCAAAGUGCUGAUGGAUAUCUUUGGACGUGGAUUUCGUACUUAUGGAAUUCAUACACCAUCCAAAUUUAAAACAGUGUCAGGAGACUGAUAACUUUUUAUUUGCCAAGUAAAAAUAGUUAUCACAUAGCAUCAAAAUCAUUUCCUAAGAGACAGGUAAUUUUAUCACCAAGUAUAUGUUUCCUAUUACCUUUCUAUCAUACUAUCACAAACUUCAUGGUUAAAGACAACACAGCUUUACUGUCUUACACUUCUGGAGGUAAGGAGUCCACCUUGGAUUUCGCUGGGCUCAAAUCAAGGAUUGGCAGGUGUGGCGAGGCUCUGGGUGAUUCCACUGUUGUGUCUCUUCCAGCUUCUUGAAGCCACCUGAAUUCCUUGGCUCAUGGCCCCUUCCUCCUUCAAAUCAGCAAUCAUACCACUCAACCCUCUGGUUCUGUUGGCACAUCUUUCUCUAACCCUCUGCCUCCCUCUUCCACCUUUUAAGUACCGCUGUUACUAUUCUAGAUGCCCCCCUGGGUAAGUCAGGGUAAUAUUCCCAUUGGAAGGUCCCUAAUGGAAGCUGUCAGCAAAACUCCUUUUGCUGUGUAAAGGUAAGGAGGCACAGGUUCUAGGGCACAGGUCAUGGAGAUCUCCAAGGAGUGUCACUAUUCUGCUUGCUCUUUCAAGAAAGGAUAUGAUCUCAGAAUAAGCACAAUCCCUAGUACUGAUUACAUUUGGCCUUGUAGAACAUUCAAGCUGUUGUCUUAUAUUUCACGUUUUCUCCUUUGUCUUAGCAAAGCAAGACAGAGCUUGUGAUAGGACCUGUGUGGCCUGCAGGUAAAUAGGUGGUGACCCCAGGAAACAGAAGUGACAGACAGGAGAGCAAGACAAGAAAAAGGGGCAGGCAUUUAGCCUAGAGGUUAAGACACCAAUUAAGCUGCCCCCUCCCACAUCAAAGUACCUGGCUUCAGUUCUCAGCUCUGACGAAUGAUCCAGCUUCUGGUGAUGCAGAUUCGGGGAGGCAAAGGUAAGGGCUCAAGCAAUUAUGGGAGAUCUUGGUUGUGCUCCUAGCUACUUGGGGAGUGAACAAGCAGAUAGGAGUGGAGUCUCUCUCUCUCUCUCUCUCUGCAUGUGUGUCUGCCUCUCCAAUAAACUUUUAAAGUAUAAGGUACUUCAAAUCUUUGUAAAAAAUGAAAUUAAAAAUAAGUGUGUUUGGUACCAGACAUUCUGAAGCCCAUGCAUACAAAGGGUCUUCAAAAACCUCAUGGAAAAGUGCACAUGAUGAAAAAAACUACGCAUGGGUCUCAUAGAUUUUUCUCACCUUUUGAAGUACCCUCAUAGAAGAGCGCAUUAGCAAAGUUGCUGAUAUAAGCUGACAGAAUAUCAGUUGGAGCAUCAGAUUAAGGGAGAAUUUUUCAUGAAUUGAUGCUAAUCCUUAGACCAGACUCAGAAAAUUUGAAGUCAUCAAAUACCCAUCUCUUCAUUACUUUCCUAAUAGUUUCUUCUGGAAAAAAAAUCCUCCCUGAUACAGUUUUCAGAGGCAGCCAGCUGUGUUGCUGUCCAUCCCGCUUCCUGUCUCUCCACCUACUCAUACUUCCCAACCCAAUGUCAACACUGAAGUUAGGCCAACUUCUUUCUAAUUGAAUUAUUAUGAUGCAGCAAGGAAAUAAAGAGAAGUCAUGCUGGAGAGCUUGAUAAAACAUUAGAAACAUACAAUUUUAGGGCAAAGAGCACAUUUGGCAUGUUGGUGUUUCAAAGUUGUCUCUGCCCCCUUUAAUCAUAACUAAGACCACCAGACUUGUCCCUCAUGAAAAAUGAGCUAUAACUAAUUCAUACUAAGGCUUCAGAGGCUUAAACAGUAUCAAUCCCAGGGGACUUUGUUUUUCCUUGGAAUUGUUUACUCAACUGUCCUUUGUCUCAUGGACUUUCCUGUGUAGGCUAAAUUUAGCCAUCGUAGCCUGGAGCUUUGGGUGAGAUGUGGCUAUCUGCAAGGACGCUUACAUAAGAGCCUCUGUGGAGAAAUAGGGACCUGCACUAAGAGGCAUCCGGAAGUAACUGGGAUCCACCCUUUGCUCUCCGGUCCUGUCAGUGCUUUUUCCUGCGUGAUGAAGUGUGUGGGUGAAUGACUGUAGAAUGACCACUUCUCUGGAAGCCUUAUGCUAUGAAAAGUUGAGAAUGGAGGGAAUUGGUGCCUCUCUUUGCGGGAGCCAACGUGGCUGACAAAGAGUCAACAGCCAUGAGGAGGCCUAUGAGGUCUGCUCAUGAUGGAGGCCAGCAGGGAUAUGGGAAAUCUCUGUGCUCUUAAAGAUUCUCAGCUUGGUUUUACACAUCUUUCCCAGCUUUGUUCAUCCUACUGUUCCCUGACUCGGCUCCUCUGCCCGGUGCAGCGCCUCUUCCCCAUACAUCCUCCAUGGACUGGCUUGCUCCUUUCCUGCCUCUGUGCCACCUUUGCUGUUUCUUCUGUGUGGAAUACCAGCUCCAAGCCCACCCUCCCUGCAGGGCCACUCAGGCAUCCCCAGGGCACAAUGGGUUUACCCCUCAUCUUGCCUCUUUGGAACUGUUACUUGUGUCAUUUGCUUGGUGACCUUGCGACUAUGCUUGUCCCUUUUCAUCUAUCACUGUUGUAUUUUCAUUGUUCUUGUGAGUCUUUAUAUCCAGACUAAAGCCAAAGCAGAGCUCUCUGCCUAUAAGUGCUCGAUAAAUGUCAAAUUGAUAUUAGUCAAAGGACAAUUCCAGUCCCAUCAUCUCAGCCAUCCGUGGGCAGCCAGACCCAAGCAGUCAAAUGGUAUCCUGGUUUGCAGCAUAAAUACCAACAACAAAAUAACCAGAGUCACACAUACUCCCACAAGUUCCUGCGUCUGUGCUCAAAGGCAUUUUCAAGUUAUGACUGUUCCCUUUCUACUCAUUCUCAUAAAUUGAGCUGCCCACUGCUGACUGCUGUGACCCACCACAGGUUUCUCUGGAAGUCAGUGGAUCAACAAAAGCGCAGAGCGCUGAGGGCUUGGGAGACGUUCUGGCAAUGCUAGAAUGGAUCACUGGACAGCCUAGGUUUCAGUCAGAAGUUAGGGAGAACUGAGAUCAUUUUCCUUCUAAAGAACUCUACUCUGUUCCUGUUGCUACAUUUUCAUUAGGAAAGACAGGGGAACUGGAGCCCGGAAAUAAUUUUUAAGAGGAUCUUGUGGGGCCAGCAAAGAAUGGAAGCUCUCCUAGGUACUGGUAAAGAGCAUGGCUCUGAAGUCAGACAGACUUGGAGUUCAAGUCCUUUCUCUGCUGCCUACCAGUUCUCAGAGCUGCCUAGCCAUCCUUAGAGUCAUUCUCCAGGUGUAGAGUGAGGGUAAAUAAUGGUAGAUCUCUUACAGGAUUACUGUGGUGUUUAAAUAAAAUGUGCGUGCACAGUGCUUAGCACUCAGAAAGGGGAGGAACAUGGGAGAAAUGUGGUGCCCCAAGCAAGAGGUGUGGCUUCCUAUGAGCACACAGGGCUGUCUAGGGCUGAGACAAGUAUCUUGGCAGUUUCCUCAUCGUAUAAUGGUUGAGGAGCGUGUGGUUAUUAUAUAACUGUUGAGAAGAAUAUGUACUAAGAUACAGGCUCAGCUCCCAUAAUGAAGGGACCCAAAAAUAUAGUGACUCAAACAAUUGGGAAGUCUUCUUCUCUCCAGGUAAUCUGCCAAGAGAGAAGAUGGUGCAGCGCAGCUAAGUAGCUGUAUCCAGUGACCCAGCUUCUUACGUCCUUACUGCUCUGUGAAACCCCAGGAUGUUGUCACCAUUGAACUGGAAAAGCUGGGUCACUGAAAAGUCCAUGUGUCAGCCCCCAGAAAGGCAAAAGAGUGGUGCAGACACGUCCAGUGUCUUAAAGCCAAGACCCAUUCUCCUGACCCGAACUUAUCUUCCAUGGCUGGCCACACAUCACUUGCAGGAGAGGCUUGGGAUGCGCUCUCUGCUAAUACCCUAAUAACAAAGAAGGAAGGGUGAGCGUAUGAAAGGGGUAACCAGCACUCUGCCACUGCCGUGAGGUAGCUAACUGCAAGGAGGAUCAAGCUAAGUGGACUACAUAAACAGUCCAGCCCCACAGCCCUUCUUGGCAUCCACAUAGCAGGUGCUUGGCUAUAGCGCAGCCGGAGAUGACUCAUAGAGAACCUUUGCUCCCUGAACACUUGUCAUCUGGGCAGAUUGGUGUCCUGCUGGAUGUUCAACUUUGGAAGGUCUUCAGUGACACGUGGAGCUUCUGUAUGCAGAAGGGGCUUUAAAGGAACCUGCACAGGACAAGGGGACAGCGAGAGGCCUAGUUCUCCUUGGCUCCUAGUGCUGCAUGCAGUAAGCACUUAGAACUACGUGGAAGUAAAGGAGCAUGUUGUAACCAACACAGCUUAUCCAAUGUGUCAGCCUGCUUCCAUAUCUUUUUCUUCUUUAGUGUUCACUGCACUCUUCUGGGGAGCCUGAGCUA
Molecule: messenger RNA, 6634 nt
Organism: Oryctolagus cuniculus (rabbit)
Lineage: Eukaryota; Metazoa; Chordata; Mammalia; Lagomorpha; Leporidae
Source: RefSeq, a predicted model, not a curated record